This is a messenger RNA of Cuscuta campestris, 2093 nucleotides long. The record is from the annotation of a GenBank genome assembly. Lineage: Eukaryota; Viridiplantae; Streptophyta; Magnoliopsida; Solanales; Convolvulaceae.
GCAACUUAAAAAUAAAGAUCAGUACUCCAUACUUAACAUACUGUAAUAUAAUUUUGUUAAGUAAAAAUGUGAAUUUCGGCUUAAAUAAAUUACUACAAGAAAAGUAGAGUAUAAUGUGGUAAAUUGGUGAAUGCCAAAUUUCAUAUUACUGAGUAUUCAAAACAUCUGUAUUUUAUUAUUUGGAAUUUUCAACUCAAAUUAUUUUACCCGAUCUCUUGCUUUUAUUUCCUGUAGAGUUUCAUAACAAUCACCAAUUCUGCCAGCAAGAAAAACUAUUGCAUUUUUGGCAAAGAAGUACUUUGCAUCAUCAGAAAAUGAAAGAGAGUAAACCAUUGUUAGUUGAAGAACUAGCUGAAUUUAGAAUUAAUAAAAAAGAAAAUAUAUUUUACCUUCGAUUCCUUCGCGGCUACUUCUCUCCCUAUCAGCCAUAAUCAUCCUCAUAUCCAUAUUAUCGGUGUCCAUAAACACAAAGCCAAAUACAGUUGUGCCAUGCUGUGAAAUAAAUGUCAAUUAUAUUAACACAAUGAACAUAACAAUCAAACAUACCUUAGAUAAAUACCCUAGAUAAGACGGGGCCAUAAGCAAUUAGCGCUACAUUAACCAAUCUAACUUCAUGACAUUGAAGCCCAAACAUCCAGCACAAAUUGUUUUGAUAUGAACUAAAGUAAAAUAGUAACAUAAAACAUAAGGUCUUCUCCAACACUAACUUCAUCACAUCUUCAACACCAUUCACAUCCAAAUAACAUUUACCCUUAAGAGAAACAAACACUUGUUUAAGUGUAAACGGUUCUAAGUAAACAGAUGCCUCUGGACAUGAUUUCCUUAUCAAAACAAUUUGUGUUGGAUGUUUGGGGCCUUAAUGUCAUGAAGUUGGAUUGGUUAAUAUAUCGCUAAUUGCUUAGGGCCCCUCGUCUUAUCUAGGGUGUGUUUGGUUGUUAUGUUCAUUGUAUUAAUAUGAUUGUCAUUUAUUUCACAAUGUGGCACAACUGUAUUUGGCUUUGUGUUUUUGGACACCGAUGAUAUGAAUAUGAGGGUGAUAAAUCUGAUAAUGGCUGCUAGGCAGAGAAGAAGCCGCGAAGGAAUCGAAGGUUAAAUAUAUUUUCUUUUUUCUUAAUUCAAAAUUCAGCUAGUUUUUCAAUUAACAAUGGUUUACUCUCUUUCAGUUUCCGAUGAUGCAAAUAAGUACUUCUUUGCCAAAAAUGCAAUAGUUUUGCUUGCUGGCAGAGUUGGUGGUUGUUAUGAAACUCUACAGGAAAUUGAACCAAGAGAUUAGGUAAAAUAAUUUGAGUUGAGAAUUCCAAAUAAUGAAAUAAAGAUGUUUUGUAUACUCAGCAGUACAAAAUUUGGCAUUCACCAAUUUACCACAUUAUACUCAACUUUUCUUGUAGUAAUUUAUUUGGACCGAAAUCCACAUUUUUUCUUAACAAAAUUGUAUUACAGUAGUGUUGUGUAUGGAGUACUGAUCUUUGCUUUUAAGUUGCUUUUGUAAUACUUUCCUUAAUAAUUUUCCGCAAAUCUUUAUGGGAUUAAAAAACGUUUUCAAAGAGAGCAUCAGGCCUAGUCGUAGGGCUUCAUUUGUAAAAGGGGUUCUGGAUCAUAUUCGUUCCUACACGCUUUGCUUCCGGGAAAACGGAUAAGAGAAGAUAUGGAGGAACCGAAACCAGCGCAGAACGGAUUUGUUAAGAAUCACCAUCGUCGAUUUAGAUCCGAGGACUUGAAUGUGGAUGAGACACAGGGUUCCAUUGAAAAAAAGAGGAAACUAUUUUUUGAGCAGAAUGUGGAUGAGACACCGGGUACACAAUUGCAACAUUCUUCUUAUCUGUUCAUAGACACCGGGUACACAAUACCAACAUUCUUCCACAAUCCCAACGUUCUUUAACCCUCUUUUCUUGGCCUUGAUUGAGACCUACAAUCUCAUAACUUUAUGUUUGAGGGAAUGAAUGCAAUUUCUUGCGCUUAAAAAUUUUGUCACACACACACACCCUCUAUUUCAAACAUGUGUUUCAUAUUUUGACUUUGAGUUCAGAAAAAAGGGUUGAAUAGGAAAAAAUGGAUGUUUAACAUUUGUGUAUGAGAGAGAAGUACUAUACCAU